CUUUUAAGUCUGAUUUCCAUGAUAAAUGGUCCUUGGCCAAGAGUCUUGGCCUCUGUUCUCAUUUCCAUCUUAGCAGACUUAACUUACUUUUCUGCAAACCACUCCCUCAGUGCCCAGGCACUCACUUCCUCUUCAUCUUAAUUUUUAAAAGUAAUUAUUAACAUCUGCACUUCCCUCCCCUAAUCUGGCUCCAAAGCUUAGAUGGUAGAAAGAGGAAGUUUUUCUAUAGGGGUUAUUCACACACAGAGAUCCAGAAAAUAGUUUGCUCAAUCCUGUUUUUAACUAAAAUGGUCCAUCCCAGACUGUGGCCACUCUUCCUUCUCAGUAUCCUCCUGGGGCCAGGAGGCUCCAAAGGGACUGCAAGACCAGGAAAGUUCAUUGGCAUUGUAGGGGAGUCAAUUACUCUUCCUUUGAAAAUCAUGGCAGGAGAGAAGGUUGAAAACAUCACUUGGAUUUCCAAAACACUUAUUGCUGUUGUAUACUCAGGACAAGGAAGAAAACCAGCCAAUAUCACUCUAAUCAACCCUCUUUAUGUGGGAAGGUUGAAAGUACCUAUCCAUAGCUACUCCUUGGAGAUCAGCUCCCUGAGGAUGGAGGAUGCAGGGUCCUACAGAGCUUUGAUAACCACUCACACCUGUUCUGUGGGCACCAACAUGGAAUUCCUUUUGAGCAUUCAUGAUUCUGCAGUUCUUGCUCAUUCAGCCUCAUCAGAUUCUUCCUCUUUGGGAAAGGGGACUUUCCUCCUUGGAUUUCUGGGGGUCUUGAGAAUUGCACAAGUGUGAUCCUAACACAGAAAGAAUCAGGAGGAAGAGUGUGAAGACAGAUGUCCUCUUGUGAGACACUAGGGAAUACCCAGUUUCCAUUUAUGCUCAUCAGCCAAUCUGAGAAUACAGCUCUCCUAGUUUCUUAUUUCACUUAGAAUCCCUAUAUCUGUAGAGAUGGUUUGGCUGCAGGAUGUUUCUGCAUCUGCUCCUGCUAUCAUUGAAAGUAAAACAGUAAUUUUACCUGAAACUUGAAUAUGGGAAUGAGAAAUCAUUGUGUAUUUACUUACUUGAAAAAUUUUUUGUUAUUCUUAAGCUGGCAAACAUCAAUAAAUAUAAACAUUUCCAUAUAUAAAGUGCAGAAAAAAGAUGAUUGCAUUUGAAACAAUGAAUUUGUUAUAUAAUGGUUCCCUAUCAAGAAUGAUGUGUGACAGGCUUGCAACUAAAUUCAGGAUGAUGGAGAUAUUAUUGGUUUUUAUCUAGUUUCUGCCACAUGGGUUGACUUAUUUAGAAUAACUUCUUUUGGGGCUUGUGAUAAUUUGAUUUUACUCUUUAGAGUUGGAAUGAAUUUCUUAAUCUCACCAUCUUCCUCUGAAUAUGAACCCAGAUGUUCUUUUAUACCAAAGUAGCUAUCAAUGAUCAGUUUUUUCCUUUGUUUACUCAUUUUUUCAUUUGAUAAUAUUUUUAUUUUUUCCAAUUAGAUGUUAAGAUAAUUUUCAACAUUUAAUUUUGUAAGAUUUUGAUUUCCAUUUUUCUCUCCCCCUUCAUCCU
Antechinus flavipes (yellow-footed antechinus) is the source of this 1532-nucleotide messenger RNA. Its product is annotated as SLAM family member 9-like. The transcript is spliced from 3 exons. Gene Ontology annotation, biological process: T cell activation. The coding region runs from base 288 to 782 and encodes 164 amino acids. Lineage: Eukaryota; Metazoa; Chordata; Mammalia; Dasyuromorphia; Dasyuridae. Gene Ontology annotation, cellular component: external side of plasma membrane. The record is from RefSeq and is a predicted model, not a curated record.